This is a messenger RNA of Gigantopelta aegis, 1498 nucleotides long. RefSeq lists its product as uncharacterized. The transcript is spliced from 2 exons. NCBI's taxonomy places the organism in Eukaryota, Metazoa, Mollusca, Gastropoda, Neomphalida, Peltospiridae. Bases 409 to 834 code for a protein of 141 amino acids. The record is from RefSeq and is a predicted model, not a curated record.
ACGCCCUUAAUUUUCUAGUCUAUCUAGCCGCGCUGUUCCUGACCACUUAGUAACAGCUGUUAUAUAUAUAUAUUUUUUUUAUUGACGUGUUGAGCACUUUAUUGAGUGUGCCGUACUGUUUUGUUAGUGCUUACUGGCAUGUAUGGACACCUUUGUACAACACACAGUUUUAUACCCCGGGCGAGCGUAACGUCGUAAAACGAUCUGUUUGUGUUUGCAUUGGAGAACUAUCGGGCAUUGUGAUUCACAAAAUGGGAUUCGUGUUCCCUUCGUGCAGACACGACAGACAAAUUGGCUCUGAUCUAAGAACCGUCUUAGCAACACGGAUUAAGUUUUUACGCACGGGAUGAUAACAGUGGCAUUGGUUUAAAACAGUUGGUUCUGGCUGUAAAAUAAAUCGACAAGUAGAUGGCAACUCAGAAAUCGCCCAUCGCCAAAUCGCCCACCGGCAAACAGACCGACGCCAAGGCAUCAAAAGGAGCAAAAGUCAAAACUGGCGCGAAAAUUACAGACGAGACAGACGAGGUUCAAAAGGCAAGGGCUGACGCCUUAAAAUUGGCAGACGAUUUGACGCCAGACGAAUCAUUCUUGGCAGUAUCACCAGAAGAACAUGAAUCAUGGGAAAAAAUGAUGGAAACAAGAAAAAAUGAAAUUGCUCAACGACAGGAAGAAUUUGAAAAAUGGCUGGACAAUAUGACAAAAAGAAGAAUGUUCGCGUAUUCCAAACUGAAAAAGAUAGAAAAAAUCUCCAGAGAAAGGACGCAGUACUACGAAGAGAUGAGGAAACACUUGCAUAAAGCAAUGUCUAGUCAUACGGUGACGUCUAAAAGCUAAAUCUGUGAUGUUAGUUAAUUAAUAUUCAACGAAGCUAGUCUAGCCUACUGAAAUAAGACAAAUGAUUAGUCAUGGCCGGAGCGAAUUACUGACCUUCCAGGCAACCAACAUUUUAAUAAUACUAAUGCGAAGUUUUAAUGAACAUCAACUUAUCAACAGUCACUAGAUGACGAAUAUCUGCAGGCUUGUCAGCCUAGACCAUUACAUAUAGUCUAGCCUCGUCAUUGAUAAUAGUUUAAUGUUCAAGAGAUGGUGGUCGUGACUGAUGCAAUUAUUCGAUGGAAAUGUACGUUCAGGACCUGAUUCAAGUUACGAUGGGUGUUUCUCAUGAUGGCAGCGCUAAAAGAUCUACGGAGAUAACAAUAUCCUAUAGGUCAACCCCGACUCGUACCAAGAAUUCAAUGACAGUGUUUAUUUCGUAGAAAGCUAAUGCACUGGUCAAUAUCGUCAAAGGAUAUUUUAGGUUAAAAUAUUGGAACACUAUAUUGUUGUUAAAAAUGGAAACAGUACAGGAAUGAGUUUGAGGAAACCGUAAACAGUCAAAAGAGGAGACGUUUGACAAGUUAUGAAUUCAGGUGGUGCUGAAAUAUGAACCGCCCCCAACCUUUAGAAAUUUGACAUUGUCCAUUAUUUCAUAUGCUUUCAAAUAAAUUUGUAAAUAAAA